AUGUUUAGUCAGCAUCUGAAACGUGAACGUAGGGAGGCGAGCAUCAGUGCCUCCCUGGUUACUAGACUACAGGAAGCAGUGCAAAGUGUCCUACAGCCUGGGGGUGCUGAUUGUAAUUAUGGUGUGCAAAAUACUGUUAGUGGAGCUCUUGGACCAAUUAUUGGGCAUUCAGACAAUACAAAUGCCCUGUGUAAUGUGUUAGAAGCAAUAUUUAUUCAUGGUUUACGUGAUUCCUUGGGGGAACGAAUGUCGUCUUUCCUAGGCUCUGAUCCUGACCGAAUGCCUGUCCCUAACUUCUGGCCAGUUGUGCUGAUCAUAAGUCACAGAGAUCUCAUAGAGCAAGUUAGUGAGCUGUCAUUCAUCAGUAGUGAAGUGGGAAGGAGUCGAGCAUGGGUACGUCUGGCUAUUAAUCAGGGUCAGAUCUGUAGCUACCUCAGCGUGCUGCUCCAUGACUCUCGCACUUUAAAGGACUACUACAGGAGAACUGCAUUUUUGCGAGAUGCAGAGCGGUCAGAUAUCAUGCUGCGAGUUCUUCAGCCAGUAUCUGCAUUGACAUUCAAUCUGGCUACCAAUGCUGCUGUCCUUAACACUUGGACACAAACUCCAUUGGUACUAGCUGGACUCUGGGCUCCAAGUGUACAGGUUGUAGUGUCAGACCCUGUUUUGGCAGCAACUGAUGUUGCCAGCACAGUUUAUGAUGAACAUUCUACAUAUAUGAACAGUACUAGCAUUUGUGAAACACCAAUAAGUGAUCAGAUGUUUGAUAUGAUUAUUGGAGGAACACCAGAAACAAGCUUCAUAAAUGACUACAUGGAAAAGCACAAAAAAGUGGACUCAGCAGACUCUGAAGGUAUCCCUAGACCCAGUGAAAUUAAGGCUAAUAAUGCAGAGGAAGUGAAUAACGAUAAGGAUAACUUUACUGCACCUUGUAAAGAAGAAUCAGAUUUGGAUGACCAUAGUAAAUCAGAAACCAAUUUGGAUGAUAGUAUAUUGCCAAAUCAGAAAAAUCAGUUUGAAAAUUCAUUGACAAAUGCAUUAAGUAACAGAGUGUAUAUGAGGGAAUGGAGCGAUGACUCCUUCUCUCGUAGCAUGAAUGAAGAAGCUCCAGAAUACAAACGACUUUUCUCAGACUUUGGUUCAGAUGUUCCUUUCUCUAUUGUGCCUGGGUUAGCAGUAGUUGAGGUAGAUCAGUUGUCACCAACCACUUCAUCACCGAGUGGUGCAGUAUCAAAUGAGUCUUCACUCUCUGAAUUUGCUGAAAAGUUGAAUUAUGAAAUUCUCCCACAACAGUUACCCAGUCAAGAGGAUACCAGUCGUCUUCUACCUCUGCUGACACGACUCACAAGUGAGGAAGGUCUCGACUCCCAACAGUAUCAGUGCCAUCAGUGUAAAUCAUAUGUCGGAAUGAUUUAUGGUAAACCAAGAGUGUGCAAUUAUGACUCGAGAUAUUACUGCUAUGAGUGCCAUGAGGAUGAGACGGCAUUGAUUCCUGCUCGCAUUUUGCAUAACUGGGAUUUUAGUGCACAUCCUGUGUGCACGGCCAAUGCUCGCUGGUUAGCUGCCAUCCAUCAUCAACCAUUGAUUGAUCUACGCACACUCAACCCUAAACUCUAUUGUCAUGUGGAGGAUUUAGCUGAAAUGCAGAUGCUACGUACUCAGCUGUUGUAUGUGCGAGCGUACUUGUUCACCUGUAGAUCAGGUGUUGGGGAACAACUACGGAAGAUGCUCUGGCCAAGAGAACAUAUGUAUGAACAUGUUCAUCUCUACUCAGUUGCUGACUUACAACUGGUGGCUAGUGGUCAACUUGUGCCUAGAGUAAGGCAAGCCGUCACUUUCGGACGUGAGCACAUAAGCCAGUGUGAGGUUUGCUCUCCCCGAGGCUUCAUUUGUGAGCUGUGUUCGGAUACAGAAAUCAUCUAUCCAUUCCAGCUUGGCAAUACAUACACAUGUGCUGUGUGCUAUGGGGUGUACCAUGCCGUGUGCGCUCGAGGACGGAGGAAGUGUCCUCGCUGUGUUAGAAGAGCAGCCAGGGCAGAGUGACCAGAGCCAAGAUAACACUUCAAAUUCCUUUGCAUGUGAGAGGAGUAAUAUUGGAGAAAAGAUUUCAGAGAAGUAGCCAUGAGGAGGUUGAAGGUAACUCGAACUUGACAUUGCUUGCGAAGAAAAAAACAUUAAAAAAUAAAUUUUUAUGGUUUAGGACAUUCCAAGUAAACUCGAAUAUAUUAACUACAAGUGCUUAAAUUUUACAGCUCCAAUAUAUUUGAAUGGGCAGGCUACUAGUUUAUUAUCAAAUGUUAAACCAAGCAUAGCUAAGUUAAUGUCACCAGGAUGUUUGAGUUGAAAAUCACACAAGAUUUCUAUGACAUUGAUUAAUAUUUAGGUGAUAAUUUUCAAUCGUUUAACAUGACUGCUUAUUUAUCUCAAAGGCUAUAGAUCGUUCAGUACUGAAACGUUUUCAGAGUUACAAGUAUAGCACUUGCAAAUGGAACCAAGGUACUUGGCUAAGAAAACACUGUUUACUCAUCAAACAUAGUUAUUAUUUAUACACAAACCAAUUUACAUAAUUCUUUAUACAUUACAGGCAGCAUUUGUCACAUGUUCUUCAGAAUAGUACACUUUCAUUGGAAGAAGCAGGGGUACAACAGUAUCAUGACAAAUUAAGAUAAAAUUAGUAUGGUCAGACACAAGGUGAUGCCAUUCUUGGCCACUACAGUUAAUCUAUUAGCAUAAAUAUUUUUCAUGUAGUUGAUUUUGAUAGGUAUGGGUACACUUAAAUUUAGAAUAAUUGUAUGUAAUGGCAAAGACUACUGGUUUCGUAGCCUUAAGUUAGUUUUUAAUUUAUAUGUUAGUAAUUAAAAAUUUGAACAUAUUAAAUAUUAGUGUACUGAAUUGUGUAAUUUUUAAUUCAAAACAGAUACUUGUAUGUACACCCUGCGAAUUUGCUUAAUAUCUAAGAAAAUAUCGCAUAUAUUAUAAAUGGUCAAUACAAUCGGGCAUUCAACAAAAAUAUUUCACAAUAUUUUAGGCAUUACACAAAACUGCCAUAUUACAUCAACUUUCUCAGGAGAAAUCAGAGUACAGCUCCACAUGUUGGUGUAACAUCUCUGACAGAUCCUGUGUUCAUACAUCCCUAAGUCACCCUGCACAUAGAGCAUACUGGAUGCCUGCUUGUUCCACUAAUAUUACACAUAUAAAACAGCUCCACCUAGCAUUAUAGACUAGAGUGAAAGUUCUACCUAGUCAGUCCUAUAUCAUUAGUGCUCAUAGCUCAGUACGACGUAAAAGGCCGGUCAGGUCUUCCAGAGUCGAAUACUGUAUGUGGCUAUCUCAGAGCCCAUUAAUUUUGAAAUUUUUUCAGUUUUGCUAUUUAUUCAUUUUGUAAUGUGAUGCUACUUACAAUCUUUUGACAACUUUAUCUGUAAUAGAGAUAUGUGAAUUGUACAAUAUUAUAAACAUUGCUUGUUGGACAGGGCAGGCAUGUUGAAUUAUAUAGAACAAAAACAUUUCACAUUUUAUUACAUUUUUUAUUAGUUCAUGCUCAUAAUUACUGUAUAUACAAACUGUAAGUCAUAUUUUAACUGUACAAUAGUAUAGGGCAAAUAUGGAAAAGCAACUUAAAUUGCCAGUUAUCCUCAUCAAAGAUUGUGUUUAAAAGAAUUAAUUAUUUAAAAACAGUCUUUAACAAGCAUUUAGGAAGAUUUAAAAAAGUUUUCAUAUACAUGUAUAUAUUUGUGUAUAUGCAAAUUGUGAUAAAUUUAAAUGGUUAAAAUCGUUAUUAACUGUCUGUCAAUAGCUCAAAGUUCUUACUCAUUUAUUUUCUGACAUUUUAAAUUUUUUUUUUUUUAGAGAACAUGUAUGUGAGAUUACCUCUUUGUAGUUACAGAAGCUAAACUGAACUCCUGGUGUCUCAUCUUUAGUAUGUACAUUGUAAUUUUUGAAAAUUUACCAUUGUAGCUCAUUACAUUGUUCUGCUUCUCUUCAAAAACUUCCUUUUUUUUUUUUUUUUGGUCAAUUCUUUUAUAUUAUUUUAUAAUCCUGAAUGUGUUUAUCUUGCCUCAUUCUCUUCUGUCAGUAAAGAUGGUAUAUCCAGUUUUUAACUUUGGGAGUAGUUUUGUGGAAAAUCUUUAGACUUCAUUUAAAGUGUUUUUUGUGUGUGGACACCAUAAUAGCAUUGCAUAUUUCAAUUUUGGUGUAAUAUAUGUAGUGGCAGAUUAAGAGCAAAAGGGUCCUGGAGGAACACACAUACCUUGUACAUGUAUAUGCAAUAGAUUUAUCCAUUAAUAUCGUAUGCUUACAAUUACUCAGUGAUGGAUAAGAUAUAUAAAUUUGGAGAAAAGACGCUUUCUCCAUUGAAGCAAUUAUGUGAAAUGAAGCUCCAUUUCACAUAAAAACUGCUCCUUUAGCUAAUUUGCCACUAAGUAUGUUGUGAGCAGUUUUUUAAUUCAUCCACAUCUCUAAGUAGCAUUCAAAACUAAGGGUUCCUCACUAUUUAGUUUGUAAUUUCCUGGUGACAGUUGUCAUUGAUGACUCCUAGGUCCUUUUAAUACCUUUAGUGUUCUGUUACACAGUUUAUAUUGUGUGUGUGUCUGGCAUGUUUCACAUUAACUUGCUUCCAUUAUAUAACAUUAGAUUUCAUCAUCUUGAUCCACUUAAUUAGUUUAAUCUUCCUGUAAUCAUACACAGUUGCUUAUCUUGUAUAAGGUUGUGCAUUAUCAACAAAUAUAUUCAUGUACCAUUGUUCAUAAUUCCCUGCCACCUCCCUUGAGCAUAAGACCAAGGCUAGUAAUCAAAAUGUAGCAAGUUUUCUGUAUGUUAUAUCACUUGGCUUCUCCAGUUUAUUCCACUUUCCUAGUGCCUUCGAGACAAAGCACUUUUGGACAUCCUGUGAUUGUGUGUUUUAUUGGCCAUAUUAAUUCCCAGGUAUCUUGUAAAUGAUCAGGUCUUCCAUUGUCUUUAUUAUGGGAUUGUCAGUUUCUCCUAAUAAUGUACCCCUCUUAGUUCUGGGACUAAUACAGAUACAAAAUUUUGCAUCUCUCAAAGCUUUUGAGCAUGUUUAAUCAGGUGGGGGACUCCAAGCUGGCACUGCACAUUCGAAAAAGAGCCUGAUGUACUGUGUGUACAAAAAUCCUAAAAGACCAUUGUCAUUUCUGAGGGUCAUUCCAAGAUUUGUUAACCUCACAUAGGCUGGCAAGUUGUAUGAUUUACAUUCUUAUCCGCCAAUAUGUUCAGUGUGAUAUUCACUCUUGCCUUUUUUGUCCAUGCCUGUAGUUUCACACCUCUCAGUCUGUAUUGUCUCUGGUCUCUUCUUCACCAAAUUUCAUGACCUUGAACUUGGCAGCUAGUUGCUUCACCAUCCCUGUAACAUCUAAAUCUAGCUGAAGGUCCUCAUUUAUGUACUAAUCUAUAUGUGAUUGCAGGGGUUGAGUUUUAGCGUCUGUAUGCAUGCAGCCCAUCCUCCUAAUCAGUCUGUACUUUACUGUUGCUUAGAUGUGUAACUGACAUUGGAAUGAAAAGUGAUUAUUUGACAGACCUUUUGAGUCCCAUUUUCUGUUCACACUUCAUUAGUUUUUAUCAUGUAUUGCAUUAUGGCACACAAUAAUAGAAAUUUUUAUUAAUAAAUGAUCUAGAAAGACCCAACCUUGUAUAAAUCAAGAAUUUAGCUUUAAAACAGUAAACAAGUUUACACUUUUAGGAGGACGGGCUGGUGUGUGUUAAGAUACAAGUUUGAUUUCUUUAUUGACGAAAUGGCUUCAGUUGUGAUGGAACCUGGUCAGUCUCAUCUCUUAGCUUAACGCAGAGGACAGGAAGUGAGGUGCAGCAGCUUAGAGAUUAGGUCACAGGUAAACUGGGCCCACUAGUAGAAGUAGGUCAUUCUAAACAGUUGUGAGCAAUAGUUUUUUUUGAAGACAUCCCCUGUACUAAGAUGUCAUGAUGUUACUGUGUUACGGGUAUUACAAAUAGUAUACAAUAUGGGCAUAUUGACAUUGCAAGUCUUGUCCAUUAACUUGGCAUUAUUGUAUACCAUAAUACUUGUCUGACACAUCAGCACCAUGGUAUUUUGGUACAGAUGAUGUCUUAAGCUCUAGUUCUAAUGCUGUAGCAUGCCUUGUUUCCACUUCUGGACCCAGUUCACUUGUGACACCUCCUGGCUGCUACACCUCACUUCCUGUUCCAUUACACAAGUUACCUGGCCUCAUGCCUCUGAUUUAGGCUAAGGCUGACCAUCUUGCAUCAACGUUGAGGGAAUGAUUCCAAGAAACUUCCCGUCUCCAGGAUUGUAAUUCGUCUCUGUAUUCGAGACGAAUUACAAUCCUGGAGACGGGAAGUUUCGUGGAAUCAUUCCCUCAACCUUGAUGCAAGAUGGAGACACGAAGUUAUGCAGGCAAAAUAUUUUGUCAAUAAAGAACCUGUGUCGAUGUGCCUGAGAGUCGAGAGAAUUAUGCAUUUAUCAAGAAUUAUUACAUCAGAAAAUAAGUGAGUGUGAAUAUUUGCUUUAAUAUUAAAAAAAAAAAAACUGUCCAGUUUAUGAAUACAUACAUGAACUGUUAAGAUA
Molecule: messenger RNA, 6553 nt
Organism: Cherax quadricarinatus
Lineage: Eukaryota; Metazoa; Arthropoda; Malacostraca; Decapoda; Parastacidae
Gene: Plekhm1
Product: Pleckstrin homology and RUN domain containing M1
Source: RefSeq, a predicted model, not a curated record